Molecule: messenger RNA, 2132 nt
Organism: Plutella xylostella (diamondback moth)
Lineage: Eukaryota; Metazoa; Arthropoda; Insecta; Lepidoptera; Plutellidae
Gene: ais
Product: DExD-box helicase 52
Biological process (GO): maturation of SSU-rRNA
Cellular component (GO): cytosol
Molecular function (GO): nucleic acid binding; ATP binding; RNA helicase activity
Source: RefSeq, a predicted model, not a curated record
UCACUCUGUCAUUGUCAUGUCAUGUCACCCAACUGUCAUAGAAGUCCAUUGUAAGGAUUCACGUGCAUUUUUCCGCUUUUUACUUGAAUAUUUAUGAAAUAAUGCACUAAAAUGGACGCUUACGAUAUAUUUAAGAAACUUACCAAAGGGCUGAAGUUCACGAAACCUGCAAUUGGCUCACAAAAGCAACAAAAACCAGCCAGUGCGACCAUAAAAAAGGAAGAAGUUAUAAUAAAAAAAGAAGAUAUUAGUGAAGAUGAAGAGUCCCAAAACUUAAGUGACAAUGAUAUUGCAUCAAACCCAGAGAGUGGUUCUGAGGCUGAAGGCGCCGAAAGUGAAGUAGACGCCGAUAUACUGCUAGUUGAUGGAGUCAAGAUCGGCAAGAAAGAUAGACAAAAGAAAAAAAAGGAGAAAACUGAAGAUUUGAAGAAGAAACUUGAAAUUGAAGAGCAAAACCGUUUCCGCAAUGAAUAUGGCAUCAAGGCAGUCGGCCGGCACAUCCCGGCCGCAUUAGCAGACUUCUCUGAGCUGACUGACAGGUACCAUGUGUCGGACUCGCUGGUGGCCACGGUGCGGCAGUGCGGGUACAGCGAGCCUACGCCUGUGCAGAGACAAACACUGCCUUGUAUGUUGGAGGACCGACAGUUGCUUGCCUGUGCACCCACUGGCUCUGGAAAAACAGCUGCAUUCCUCGUGCCCAUAUUGCACGCGCUGGGCGCUCCACAGGGCGGUCCGCGAGCCCUGAUCCUCUGCCCGACGCGCGAGCUGGCAGUUCAGAUCUACUCGGAAGCGCUGAGACUCAGCGCCGGCGCCGCGCUGCGGGUGAGCGUGGUGAGGAAGAUGCAGGAGACCAAGGUCAAGGAGAGGGAGGCUACCAUCAGGAAGAGCGAUAUUGUGAUAAGCACACCGAACAGACUGUGUUAUUUGCUGAACCAAGACAACGUUAACAUUAAACUGGAUAAGGUCCGUUGGCUGGUGAUCGACGAGGCGGAUAAGCUGUUUGAAGGCUCUACGGAACAGGAGUCCGACUUCAGGCAGCAGAUUGAACAGAUCCUGUCAGCGUGCAGCGGGCGCGACCGGCGCGUGGCCAUGUUCAGCGCGACGCACACGCCCGCCGUCGCCAAGUGGGCGCGACACAAUUUGAGAGGACUCAUCAACGUCACUGUUGGACAAAGAAACGCAGCCACGUCCCUGGUAGAGCAGCAGCUGCUAUACUGCGGUAACGAGAGCGGCAAGCUCAUCGCGUUCCGACAACUCAUACAACAGGGUCUCACCCCGCCCGUGCUAGUGUUCGUGCAGAGCAAGGACAGAGCUAAACAACUGUUUAAAGAGCUGAUCUAUGACGGGAUCAAUGUCGAUGUUAUACAUGCUGAUCGAACGCAGUUGCAGCGCGACAACGUGGUCCGUUCGUUCCGAGUGGGUCGCGUGUGGGUGCUGAUCUGCACGGAGCUCAUGGGCCGCGGGAUCGACUUCCGAGGGGUCAGUCUGGUGGUCAACUAUGACUUCCCGCCCUCCGCCAUCGCUUAUAUACACAGGGUGGGCCGAGCAGGGCGGGCAGGACAGAAGGGGAAGGCGAUCACAUUCUUCACGCAAGAUGAUGUCAACAAUCUAAGAAGUAUAGCGGCGGUGAUCAAGCAGUCAGGCUGCGAGGUCCCCGAGUACAUGCUGAAGCUGAAGCAGAACCACAACCGGCGGAAGAAGCUCAUGACGAAGGCUCCACGGCGGGACGACAUCUCUACUAUAUUGCCUAGCAAACGGAAACUUGAAGAAGCGAAAGAGACAAAAGAUGGAGAGAAGCCGACUGACACAGAGGGCGUUAGUGAUGCUAAAAGCAACAAACACAGAAAAGUGGAAAAUGGACAGAAAUUCGGCAAAAGACAUAACAAUAACCAGCCGGAAAACAAGAAAAAACCUUUCAAACAAAAUAACAAGGGAGAAAAGGGUAAAAAACCGUUUAAAGAUAAUAAAAACUUCAAACCGAAGAAUAAUAAGGAAAAUAAAAUUAACAAAGAAAAAGGAACUAAGAAACAGAAAAACACGAAUAAAAACAAGAAGCCGUUUGUCAGUAAGAAAGUGAAGAAUGUAGGAAGAUAACCUGUAAGUUAUUUACAUAAUACAUUAUUGUAAGUAUA